UUCUCUCUCCCAGCUGACUCCGGACAACAAACCAGGAGCCGCUGCAGCUGUCAGCCGCUCAUCUCCCAGUUUACCGGCCGGCUUACAGCCACCACCGCUGCCUCCUGACUGCACAUUCAACCAGCUACGCGUCGCUCCUUUUUGCGGGAUGCUGACAUGUUGUGAUUUGCCCCGCAAGCGAUGAGUGAAACGAGCGCCGAGGAGACCGGACCGAGACCGGCGGAGGUUCUGUUGACGUCGGGCUGCCGAGCCCCGCAGGUCGGGCAGGUCGGAGGAUGGAGCCGAGGCUGAACGGGGAUGGCAAGCCGUCCGUGUCCCGGUUCCCCCUCGGCCCUGUCCUCGUCCUCUCCCUCCUGGCUGUGCUGGCGAGCUGUCACGGUACCUGCAAGCACCGAGCCCCGGCUCCGAGCGAGGUCGUCCAUCAUGUUUACUUGAAGCCUGAGCGUUUGACGAAAAGAAGCUCUCCUGAUGACCUUCAGCUGAAGAUAAAGAUCAUCUACGACAACAGCGUUGACCAGCUUCCUUCAGACAAGAGAAGACUGGUGAAGGAUAAGCUGUUUCCUCAGGCCAUCGACUACCUGCAGAGAGCCUUCAGUGUGAGGCACAGGGUUGGACCUGUGCUCCUCAGCAGACAAUGUGCAACCAACCAGUACAUGAGGAAGCGAGAUGACCCUCAUCGCUACUGCCAGGACGCCUGCGCAGACGUCACCCGGUGUGGCCCCGUCAUCGUACCACAGCACCACCUGCAGCAAUGCAAGGUGUGCAGUGAAUCUGGGAAGUCCUGUGGCCCCUCGGGGCCUCCAGACGGCCCUGGAGUCGAGGGGUCUGACUUCGUGCUGUACGUCAGCGGCAUCACCACGGAGCGCUGUGGUCAGGAGAACAUAGUGGCCUACGCUGCUUACUGCCAGCUGGAGGCAGAACUGGACAGACCUAUAGCCGGCUACGCCAACCUCUGUCCAGCCAUGAUCUCCUCUCAGCCUCAGGAGUUUGAAGGGAUGCUCUCCACGGUCAAGCAUGAGAUCAUCCACGCUCUGGGAUUUUCAGCCGGCCUGUUCGCCUUCUACCACAACGAUGAAGGCAAACCUCUGACUCCUCGCUCCGUCAGCGGCCUGCCUGCCUUCAACGAGAGUCUGGGUCUGUACCAGUGGAGCGAGGCGGUGAUCCGGAGGGUCAGCAGGCUGUGGGACAUCAGAGGAGGAGUGAUGGUCCGACACCAAGUCCACGUCCUCGUCACUCCCCGGGUUGUGGAGGAGGCGAGGAGACAUUUUAACUGCCCCAUCCUGGAGGGGAUGGAGCUGGAGAACCAGGGAGGGACUGGAACUGAGCUGAACCACUGGGAGAAGAGACUGCUGGAGAACGAGGCGAUGACGGGCUCCCACACCCAGAACCGGGUGUUUUCUCGGCUGACGCUGGCCAUCAUGGAGGACAGCGGCUGGUACCGAGCCAACUACAGCCUGGCUCAGAGGCUGGACUGGGGCCACGGCCUCGGCUGCGACUUCGUCAUGAAGAGCUGCAAGUUCUGGAUGGACAGACAGAGACAGAGACGACACGCUGUGACUCCGUACUGCGACACGGUUCGAGCGUCUCCUCUGCAGCUGACCUGCAGACAGGACCAGCUGGCUGUGGCCGUCUGCAACCUGCAGAAAUACCCUCAGGAGCUGCCGCUGGAGUACCAGUAUUUUGAGCGGAUCCCAGAUGUCGCUGCUGAUCAGCUGUCGUUCUUCGGCGGUGCUGUGGAGAUCGCCGACUACUGUCCCUUCAGCCAGGAGUUCAGCUGGCACCUGAGCGGAGAAUAUCAGAGGAACUCCUACUGCAGAGUCUCCGAGAACCAGCCAGACUGGUGGAGGAACUACGGAGCAGAGCAGUAUGGACCAGAUUCGGUGUGUCUGUACCAGAAAUCAGCCUUUGUGAUGGAGCAGUGCACCAGGAAGAUGACGUAUCCCGACUGGGGCUCCGGAUGCUACAAGGUGUCGUGUUCGCCUCAGGGCCUGACGGUCUUCGUCCAGGAUCGAUCCUUCCAAUGUUCCCGUAAAGGUCAGCUGCUGAGCGUCAGCGUCCGAGUCAACGACUGGGUUUACAACGGCGUCCUGAUCUGCCCCGCCUGCACCGACUUCUGUGACGACUGCCCCCUGCCCCACCAGCUGGCCCCCAUCAACACCUCCAGGAGUAACCCCAUCGAUCCAUGCUCCAGCUCUCCAGGUCUGGGCUUCACUCUGUGGCUGCUGCUGCUCAACCUGCUUCCCCUCGUGGCCGGACUUCUGCUCUGCCACUGCAGCUGAUAAAACACCAGGUAGCUCAACACUCUGUACUGUCGACAUCCGAGGAUCUGGACCGCAGAUGUCUACACUUUUUAUUGUUCGUUGAAGGACCUCUACUUCUUAUUUCCUCCUUUCAUUCCUACGAUCCUCAUUUUUCCAUUCCUCUGUCAGUUCUCUCUUUUAUCGCACCGUUAUAUCCUCAUCUGUCAGGGAUCCUGUCACUGAAGCUCCAUUCAGUGUUUACAUGCACUUAAGUAUCAUUCAGCUUCCAUUUAAACACAACAACCCUUUUUAAUCAGGUUGCAGGAUUACAGAAAGCUGAUUUUUCAGGUAGUUUUCAAUUAAUGCCACCUGAACAAAUACAUUGGUGAGCAGCUACAUGGCAGCUAAUGUGGAUAUUUACAAGUGAAUCAUCAGAAAAUAGAACAAGUAUAAUAAAAAGGGACCAUCUUUGCAUCUUUUGCAUGAAAAAUGAAGCCUUUUUUUUGCAGAUUUGUGUAAAAACACUAACUAUAUUAUGCACACUGGGAAUGCAUCAAUACCUGUUUUUUUCACAUUUAGAUGAUUGCAAAGUACUGAUAUAAGUAUUUAUAUUACAUAAUUAAAUAUCUGUACCAUCUCUAAAAGUGCACCGAACAACUGAAACCACUGCUUGAGUAGUCGAUCAACAGAAAAAUAGUGCACAAUAAAUACAAUUAUUUUAAUAACAUUAUUUUUUGAAGCAAAAAUGGUUUGAAAAAAAGACACUCGAAUGAUCCCUAUAUUUUAGCAGAAUCUUGGGGCUUUUUUGUUUUGCAUAUUUGAUUAAUUAAUCCAUGAAAUGAACAGUUAAUUGUAAGAUUAACUAAUAAUGAAAAACAGGAAGAAAAAAAUUGGUCUCCAGUUGUUUUAAUAUUUGAUUAAGCUGCUUUUCUUUCCACUUUCCAUUGAGGCUAUUUGGAACAAAUACAUAAUAAUGAUCAACUUUAUUUAUAUUGUGCUUUUCUUAAUAUUGUGCUUACCAAAAGUUAAAAAUAAAAGCAGACCAGCCAGAUAAAAUAAUAAAAACAGCCAAGGGACAUGGGAACGCAGAAUGUUAAAAAGUAAAAUAAAAUAGGACUAAAUAAAUGUGAAGAAUUAAAAAAAAAAGAAAAUAAAAACCUAAAUCAUACACUUCCAACACAUUUCACAAAGAUUAAAGUUUAAAUUAGAGAUUUAAAAGAACAUAGAGGUUUAGUGUGUAUAUUUAUAGCAGCAUUUCCACGAAUAAAACUCCAGAAUUUUUCAUUUUUAGUGCAAAUAUUCAGGAACUUUCCAAGGAACUGAAGGUUUCUCAGGGAAAUUAGUGACUUAUUUAAAGUUAUGGCUGCUUUACUACGUCAUUUAAUUUAAAAUGCUAUCGGAUGUGUUUUAUCUGAGAACUUUUAAUUCUGGUUUUAGCAUCCCUUGUUGUUUUUGAGUAAUUACGUUACUACAGUGCUUGUAAACAUGUUUUCUGCUGUAACAGUAGCUGUGUUUCCAUCACACGUUUUUAGACACAUUUCAAGGUAUCGAGAAAACAACAAAAGUAAGUUUUAAUGCUUGAUUUUCUUUUUAAAAAAAGAGCUAUUAAACUUUAUUUGUGUCUCCAGACGGCAUUAAACAUGGCCGAUGCCAGCUGACUUGAAAGAAUAGUUGAGGGGGUUGGAAGCAGAGUUGUCUAACCCACAAUCCAAAUAUAACAUUACAGUGAAUGUUAGACUGUUCUUGAAAACACAAAACUUUGAGCCCAUUUUUCUCAAAAACUACAAAAAGUGGGUUAGACCACUCUGGUUCCAAACCCUUAUUGUCCAAGAUGCUUCAGAAAUUAUUCAAAAUGUGUCCAAAAUGACUUGAAAAUGAUGCAGAAUUACAGAAAAAUUUCCAGAGAUGAUCUAAAAUGACAAAAAAAAUUUCAGAAAGACAAAUUUUAGACAUGCAAAUAGUCUGAAAUGACUGGUAAAUGACCCAAAGUCAGUCAGAAUUUCUCUCAAAUGAUUAAAAAUGAUCCAGAAUGACUGAAAUUUGGCAUAAUGACCGUAAAAUUGUCCAAGAUGCUUUAAAAAUCAUCUAAAAUGGCUCAAAAUUUGUCUAAAAUUGUUUGAAAUUGAUCCAAAAUUGCAGAAAAUCUGUCCAUAAUUACACAAAAGUUGCCAGAAAUGACAAAAAUCUUCCCAAAAUUGACCAAAAUUUCUCAAAUCUGUUCAGAAUGAACUGAAAAUUAUUAAAAAUGGUCUAGAUUUUAGUGGCAGAGUGGUUUAACCCAAGACCCAAAUAUAGCGUUACAGUGAAUGUUAGACCAUUCUUGAAAACACAAAACUUUGAACCCAUUUUUCUCCAAAACUACAGAAGGUGGGUUAGACCACUGCUUCCAAACCCUUUAAUUUUUACUGAUUUAAAACAGUUCUUAAAAACUUCGUCUCUAUUUUCCUCUGAUAAAUGACCAAACUUUUAGUUCCAUCUUCAUCUGCUUUGAGGUUUGUUGGCAGUUUGCAAACAUCAGGUUUGGUUUCCGUCUUUUAUUAGCCACUCUACACAGCCUAGUUUUUAAUUCUUUUGUCACAUUUAAAAGUUCUCUGCAGGUUUUCUUGACAGUUUAAUGGAAACACGGCCACUAAUCAGGUUACUUAAGUGCAUGAAAACAAUCAGGGAAGUUCAACAUCUUCUGGAACAUCAGGUUGUUUGGUUUGAAAACGACAAAUCAGAUCAUUUCUUUUCCCCCAAAACAACAAGCCGUCUCUGUUUUUCUUUAUUUUUCCACCAACUGUGCAGAAAAGUGACGGAUUCGCUUUGGCUUCUACCCAGAGUUUGAACUUUACUUGAACUUGGAAUCAUCCUCCUUCAUCAAACUCCUUUUUUUCCCCCUUAUUUCCCUCCGAGGAGAUAGAUCUGUCUUUUUAGCUGAAUCUUCUCAAACAUAUUUGAAAAUCAUGAUGAGAAAUUGACUGGAUCAGAAGACGAUUUCUUAGUCCAGCUGCCUGCCGAUCAACCCGAAUACGAAGAAAAAAGACGUUGUUUUAAUGUGCAGCUGGAUGAUUUUAAAGCUACAAAUACUGUUUUCUUAACCCGUGAGCUGAAAGAACAGUUUCCUUCCUCCGAAUGAGGCGACGCGAGGAUCUGUGUGGUUUGCUGAACUGCUUGAAGUUUUCUAAGCUUGAAGGAUAUUUUACGCAGAGAAGUUUUAAUGUAAAUAUAAAUGUGAAUCUCUCCUGAGAGGCGGGUCAGGCGGACGGAGUUCCUCAGCCUCCUCCUGACCGGUCAGUGAGUUUUAAUUCAUUACCUCAUUUGCUCUGAGUGGAUUUCAUGUCAGGUUUACCAAGAUUUGUUCAGCUUUUAGUCACUGUUGUUUCUUCAUAGGGGUCCAAGUUUCUGUCCUUGCAGAAAUUAUCUUAAUAACUUGACACUGUGCACAUUAAGGCAGCUGUCAGGUUGUCAGAAUUAUUCCCCAAUCUGUUAUUUCUGUUAUAUAUAAGAAAUUAUUCAUUCUUAAAUGUAAUCAAAUCUUAAAUUUUGGGGUUUAAUUGACCCAAAGCUCGUUAAGAACUUUCAAAGCCUGCAGGAACUUUAAUUUACUUUGAAGAAAAGUCCAAAUAUACAAAAUAUUUUUGUCGUUGUGCCACAUUCCUGCUAACGUACGAAUCUUUGCAUCAAAAGAAGUAAUCGUGAAUUCUAGAUGCAAAAUAUACUUAAAAUUGCACCCAAAUCUCCUCACAUGUCGAAUAUCUGCUCAUCAACAGAUGCUAUGACUUAUAAUUUUAUAUAUAAGAAAUUAUUUUAUGUGAAAUGUAAUGAAAUCUGAAAUUUAGGGGUUUAAUCGACCCAAAGCUUAUUAUACUUUCAAAAUAAGCAGCAACUUUAAUUUAUGAUGAAGAAAAGUCCAAAAACUUUCCUCAGGGGAAUGAGUAGGGCUGCACAGUUAUGGCCAACAUAAUAAUUCCAGUUAUUUAUUAUAAUUAUUCACCAUUUUAGUGACAAAGUGUUUCCCUUGUUGUGCCACAUUCCUGCUAAUGUACGAAUAUUUGCAUCAGAAUACGACUUUAAACUGUUUGCUGAAUUCAGUGCAUCUUUAGAGGCCAAAUAUACGUAAAAUUGCACCCAGAUCUCCUCACUUUCUGAAUAUCUGGUUAUCAACAGAUGCUGUAACGUACCGAUGUUCCCUAAACGCCUCACAUGCAGGUGAUACGAGCUAGGUGGUUGUGCACAGGGAAGAUUCUAGUCUCCACUUAGUUUCUUCAGACACGUCUUUGACCAAAAAUUACUGUAAAAGAGUGAAAUGAAGUCAUUUAAUGUCAGAUUUACUCAAGUUGAGUCCAAGUGAUUUUAUCUACAUGGUCUGUUUCCCAUGAACUGAGCAUUUUAAACAUCAGAUCAUGAUCAUUUCAUUGUCGGAAGCCAUAAUUGUGAUUGUAACUGUACAGCCCGAGAAGGUUUCUCCAGUGAAUUUGGUCAAAUCUGUGGGAAAAUUACACAAUCAAGACUUUUCAAGAGAAGGACGCCGUCAGAUUCCCUCAAAAUAGACUUUAUCAUUGGAUGCAAGAUCUUGAUUAUUGUCCACCACAAGCAUAACAACCUAUUUGGAGUUCCUGGUUGGAAAACGCCAUUUAACAACAUUCAGAGUCGAGAAACCCACCUUUAAAAUUCCUAAACCUUCCUACACCCCAGCAGGGACUUUGUUGGGUAGUAAAACUCUCUCCACAGGACUUUAUUUAGUUCCUGUUGUGAAAAUGCAGGUAGAAUUCCUUUAGAUGUUCUCAUUUCCCAAAGAAAGUUGAGAUAAUAUGAAAAUCAAAUGACCUCCUCUCCAGAAAUGUUGUGAAUUUCCAAGGUUUUCUAGGUACGACUGUGGUUUAGUUGGGUUUAACAUCCAAACAAUGCUGGUGCCACAGAGAUUCUAGGAACUAAACCCAGAGAAAACGCUGACAGGAAUCUAUCUAUGCUGACUAUUAUUAAUUAUCUACUGAAACACUUCAGGACGGUUUUAUUACAAUCAGAUUACAAUGUUUUGUUGAUCAUUUCUGCAACGAAGGAAACUUUUCGUUAGUUUGCUACAUUAUUGUUAAGUAGUGAUUGUUUGGAAGACUGCUUCAUUGGAACACCUUCAUCAUGAUAUGCAGGAGGAAACUACAGCCAAAAAGAGUCGCAUGUUAUCAGAGUUGUUUGAAACAGAGCAAUGUGCUUUUAAUACCUUAAUGUAUGAUGCAGAAAUGUGAGGUGACUGAAGUGACGAUACGUUUCCAGGGAAAAUGUUUUUUUUUUAAAAUCACGGUACAAAGAGAUUUCUGGUAGUUAUUUCAUCUCUUGUUGUAUCUCAUGUUUGUGCGGAAAAAUAUUCUGGAAAAAGAUAAGUGGACCUUUUACUGGAGGAUUAUUUUGUCACUUCGACUGUUUCUAAGGCUCGACUGAAGUUUCAUUCCAAAAUGCUUUAUUCCCCUUUUCUAAUUUUGUAAUAUUUGAGAGCAAACAACUGUAUGACAGCUUGGUUUUGGUAUCUGCUGGAUUCUUUUUAUGAUUCAGGUGUCAUAAAUCGAGAUUUCAAAUUUUAUGGGACUAUUUUCUCAACUCUCCACCAUCAAGAUAGAAUUUUGUGUUCUCUUACAAAUGUAAAACCAAAUAUAUACUAAAUGAAAUCAAAAUGAUUAAAGACAGACUCAAAAUGACAACAAAGACACACGAAAUUAUUUCACAUAACUAAAAAACAGUUGCAAAACACCACCAAUCAGACAUGAAUUCUUAAAUUUCCCUUGGGAUUAAUAAAGUAUCUAUCGAUCUAUCUGAAAACAACCACAGAGAGAUGCCAGAUGAACAUGUGGAGACACAAAAUAACUUAAAGGAGUCGCUAAACGACAGACAGAGGACACAAAAUGUCUACAGAGAGAUGCAAAACAGUUACGAAAACACACAAAAUGACCACAAAGAGACACAAAACCACCAUAUAGACACUAAACAACUACAUAGACACAAAACAACAUCAAAGACACACUAAACAGAAAAAAAGUUGCAAAACAACUACAAAAAGACACAAAAUGACCACAAAGAGACAAAAAAGAACUACAAAUACACACGAGAUGAUUGUAAAGAGAGACAAAACCACCAUAUAGACACUAAGCAACUACAUAAAGACAAAAUAAGUACAAAAAGAUGGCAGACAUCACAAACACAACACCUACAAAUAGAUGCAAAAAAGAUGCAAAAUGACCACAAAUAAACAAUAAACAGCAUCGUAAACAUACUAAAUACCUAUAAAAAGAUGCAAUGCAACUACAAAAAGACACAAAAUGACCACAAAGAGACACAAAACCACCAUAUAGACACUAAACAACUACAUAGAGACACAAAACAACAUCAAAGACACACUAAACACAGAAAAAAAGUUGCAAAACAACUACAAAAAGAUACAAAAUGACCACAAAGAGACAAUAAACAGCAUCGUAAACAUACUAAAUACCUAUAAAAAGAUGCAAUGCAACUACAAAAAGACACAAAAUGACCAUAAAUAGGCGAAAAAAAACUACAAAUACACACAACAUGACCACAAAGCCACCAUAUGGACGUAAAAUAACUACAAAAAGAUGCCACGCAACAUCACAGACACACAAAAUACUAACAAAGAGUAAAAAAAAACGCUAUGAAAAAGCAAAAGCAAAAAGACUCAGCUGACAGCAUAAAAUAAGUGAUGGACAUGAAUCACGUGACUGAAACCGAAAAUUCAACCAGUUAAAACUCAUUUUAGGGACAAAUUUUCAGUAAAAAGUUAGAUUUUGGAAUGAAACUCAUCUUGUGUUGUUCUUGAAUGCAGCUUUUUGUCCUACUCGGUGUUGCACUAAAGCUGAAGAACUGGCCUUAAACGUUUCUGUUUGGCUGCAGUGGAACCAAGAGAUCACACUGAAGACGCUUUGAUUCUUUGUUUUUAUUUAUAUAUUUAUUGAAAUGUAGUUCUCACCAGGUGUUUGUGUCCGUCUGUGUUUUCAUUCAUGUUUUUUUUGCAGUAAAGAUGCUGGAAUCAUUAUUUAUAAAUCAUAAAUGUUCUGAUUCAUGCACUGUAGAGCUUCGUGUCAUUACUGUUAGUGCAGAUUAUCAUUAUUAUUAUCAUUUUAAGGAGGAAUUUCACCUAAAAACUGACUGAACUGAAGGAGAUUGUGUGUUUUUUGUUUUAAAGAUGUUUGAAGUUGCACUGAACUGAAAUAAAAUCAGAUUUUGUUUGAAAUAUGAUCCUAAAAGUCAGUAUUGGUUAAAUCCUGAUGACGUUUUAUGCAGUGAUGAAGCUGUUUGAGGAACAAAAACCAUCAUUUAAAAACACUGCAUUUCUCAGCUGAUCUUUGCUACGUUUAUUUUUGUUUUUUAGAAAAAGGGCUGCUUUUUAAGACAAAUCAAGACUUCUGUCUUCUCAAAAUAAAUGCUGUCUGUAUCCCUGAAA
Messenger RNA from Amphiprion ocellaris (clown anemonefish), 9669 nucleotides. It is a transcript of the gene lmln, whose product is annotated as leishmanolysin-like (metallopeptidase M8 family). Gene Ontology annotation, biological process: cell adhesion; proteolysis. Bases 276 to 2279 code for a protein of 667 amino acids. The transcript is spliced from 16 exons. Gene Ontology annotation, molecular function: metalloendopeptidase activity. Gene Ontology annotation, cellular component: cytoplasm; membrane. The record is from RefSeq and is a predicted model, not a curated record. NCBI's taxonomy places the organism in Eukaryota, Metazoa, Chordata, Actinopteri, Pomacentridae.